CCGAGUCCGAGUCCAUUCGCCGGUCACCGAAGGAACCAACUGGUGUAGGGUCGGCUCUCCCUCUCAGCCGCCCUCCGCGCGAAAACGCCUCGACCGCGAUCCAGAUCCAGCCAACGGCACCUCAGGCGUCGGCGCCGGCGCCGGCGUCACCCCUCCCCCUGGACGCCACUGCCGUGGAGUGGAGAUCAUCCAUCUGGAAUUAGGUUGAUCGGUUCUUUUCUUGGUAGUGGGUAGCUGAUUGAGGUGGCGAGCACCGUAGAGCGAUGUUCUCCUUGUUCUAUGGUCUAUGGAAGCAUGUCUUCAGCAAGACAGAGUUCCAUGUCCUUAUCCUUGGAGUUCAUAAGGCUGGCAAGACGACCUUGCUAGAAAAAAUGAAGUCGAUCUACUUGAAGGUAGAAGGGCUUCCACACGAUCGUGUUAUUCCAACAGUUGGGCUUAAUAUUGGACGGAUUGAAGAUGCAAAUGUUAAACUUGUUUUCUGGGAUCUGGGAGGUCAGCCUGGACUACGAACAAUAUGGGAGAAAUACUAUGAAGAGGCUCAUGCUAUAAUAUAUGUUAUCGACUCUGCUGCUGCAUCAUCAUUUGAAGAUGCCAAAUCUGCUCUUGAGAAAGUUCUUCGUCACGAGGAUCUGCAAGGAGCGCCACUACUCAUAUUUGCAAACAAGCAGGAUUCACCAGCAGCUGUCACAGAGGAAGAAUUGGCUAGACACCUGCAUCUUAAAGAGUUAGACGAGAGGCCACACAUGUUCCUUGCUGGAUCUGCCUAUGAUGGGAGCGGGAUCAAACUUGGUGUAGACUGGUUGGUAGAAGAAACGGAGAGGAGUAAACGCACCAAGGCACUGAGGGCACGUACAGAAGCAGCUGGGAAGAUUUAGCACCUUAACCCAGGCAUUUGAGGACCUUAACAUGGUGUAGACAUGUGAUUAUCCGGAGUGCAAAGCAUUUGAGGAUGGCUCAUAUUAAUUCCGGGAAUAUAUAUGCCUGCCCCUUCUCAUGGUGGAGCCUCAUUCUUUCAAUCAGCCCCAGACUGCUCGUACAAGGUCCGUUGUAGCAAUGGUAGAGGCGACUAUUCCUUCAGUUCACUGAUCUGCAAUGCACAUAAAAGUGUAUCUAUGGAUCUAAAGAUGUAGGGGUUUGUGUUCAUAUGAUUGUUAUUUUCGAUAUAAUGAAAGCGACAGUGUGGAGCACAAAGAAGUUUUGUACAUUUGUCAUGUUAACUAAAGAAAGAGAUAGUUGCAUUGUACUUUAAUCA
Molecule: messenger RNA, 1252 nt
Organism: Phragmites australis (common reed)
Lineage: Eukaryota; Viridiplantae; Streptophyta; Magnoliopsida; Poales; Poaceae
Exons: 7
Coding region: 264-875 (203 amino acids)
Biological process (GO): protein localization to organelle; intracellular protein transport; Golgi to plasma membrane protein transport
Cellular component (GO): Golgi apparatus
Molecular function (GO): GTPase activity; GTP binding
Source: RefSeq, a predicted model, not a curated record